This is a messenger RNA of Ectocarpus siliculosus, 213 nucleotides long. The record is from the annotation of a GenBank genome assembly. Lineage: Eukaryota; Phaeophyceae; Ectocarpales; Ectocarpaceae.
AUGCCGGCGCAGGCUUUGGACAUGUCUCAGCAGCCGCUGCUGAAUGCCCAGGCCAUAUCGUUUGAGCCGCCUGCAGGCGGCGCUGCUAGCGGUAUCCCUGCCGGCGGCGGCGUGUAUUACCCCCCCCCGCCCCCUCAACAACAGCAACAGCAACAGCAACAACAGCAGAACGCGACGGGCAGAGGGGCGGGAGCUGGUCGGCAAAACUUCUAG